Molecule: messenger RNA, 2646 nt
Organism: Salvia miltiorrhiza (redroot sage)
Lineage: Eukaryota; Viridiplantae; Streptophyta; Magnoliopsida; Lamiales; Lamiaceae
Exons: 8
Coding region: 1150-2292 (380 amino acids)
Molecular function (GO): zinc ion binding
Source: RefSeq, a predicted model, not a curated record
GUAAAUUCCAAAACCUGUUCGAAGACGAAAACCCAUGGACUGUGACGUGGGCCCACCCAACUCACGUCACCACAUACACCUUGUAUUCAUUCUCCUCUAAAGAAAUUCUUGAUCCUACAAAAUUUUCCAGGAAAAAAUAAAAGGUUGAUUCUUGGGAGAAAAAUUGGAUCUUUUUCGGUGAAAGUCUACAUUUUUCCGUUCAAGUAUGGAAAAUUCAGGAGCUGGUGGUGAGGUGAAUAAAGAAGCAGCUGAUUAUCAUGUAACGCAGAGCCGUUCAAGAUUAGAAUCAGAGGUUGAAGUGUUUGAUUUGAUCUGGUUGAUGGGCUGUUGAAUUUUGGGUGUCUUUGUUUAUUUAUUUAUUUUCUUUUUCUGGUGCUGGAGUCUGUAGUUUUCCCUUGGCUGUAAUAUGCUUGUUAAAAACUAUGGUGUUCAGUAAAAGUAGAGAGAAUUUAGAACCUUUCUCUAUGUGUGUGAGUUAGUGACUGCUUUGCUCUCUAAAGCUAGAAUAGAAAGAAGAAAAGGAGAACUAAUUGUGUGAUGCUGAAUAGGCUUCUUAUCUUAUUUUAGUGGUCAAAUUAUGCUUGUAUUAUAAUUAUAAUGGUGGUAGAUAAUUGGGAUAUUUGAUACUAUAUCAGUAUAGAUCCCCUAAACCCUUCACUAUUUAACUAUGUUGUAUUCAAUUUAUAUGCAUAUUCAUCUCAAAAGACAACAAAAACAGAAAUAGUUUAAUAUCUUGUUAAUUGUUGAUAGUAGCUUUUCCUCUUCUGAGUUUAGGCCAUUGAAAAUGCAGCCUAUCUUUUAUAUCAUAUAAUGCAAUCUUGUGUUUCUAGCCACUUUUUAGUACAUGGACUAUGUCUUGUGAAUCUAGCAACAAUUUGUUAAAUGUUUGAGUAAUUUAGAAAAUCUUCUGCUCAAUUAUUCAGAUUUUUCAUAUCCCAUUCUUAGCUAGACAAGAAUGCUCUUAUUUGAGUAAUUUGGUAAUGGCCAUUUUGCCAUGGGCCAUGGCCAUGUGGAAGACAAAAAUGUUAAUAGAGUAUGAUUCAACUGGAGUCGAAGGCUUCCUUAUCAAAACGAAUGGCAUGUGGAAGACGUGUUAGAUCUCCAGUUUUUGGGAAUCAUUUCUGAAUUCCCAAUUUUCUCAACUCUUCAAUGACAAUUUUUGAUGCUGAAUCUGUUGGUAGAAUGUCCACAAAUACGGCUGCUAAUCCAGAGCCAAGUACACUGCCUACAGAUCUAACUCUUCAAAUACCCCCAAGGCCGGGGAAUUUCUCAAAAAGUCGCAGUGGCAAGGGCUUCCUUCAGUCGAUCAGCUUUAAAAAGAUGAAAGCUGUUUCGGAGGGUGAAAGAAGCUCUCUUCUCAGUUCAGAUUCUAAGGCACCUCCCCCAGGAAGCCCCACCUUUUCAGAUAUCUCGCCUUGGCCAAAGUGCGCCUCCGUUCCAGUAACGCCUGCCUCGUACUUGUCCCCUAGGACACUCAGUGAAAGGCAAAGAACACAUGAAGCUGCGGCUAGAGUUGCUGUUUCGAGGUCACUCUCUGUGCCAGGGAGGAGGAGUUACUUCAUCGUGAGAUCUUUAUCGUUAAACUCCUGCGAAAACCAAGCUUCAAAUAGUAAUAGCGAUCAAUUAAGUCCUGCUUCUGUCCACGACGAUCAAGAGAUUCCCGAAGAGGAAGCUGUGUGCAGGAUCUGUUUCGACACCUGUGAAGAAAGAAAUACACUGAAGAUGGAGUGCCUUUGUAAAGGAGCACUCAAACUUGUUCACCGAGAAUGUGCAAUCAAAUGGUUUCGCAUAAGAGGCAACAGAAACUGCGACGUCUGUGGUAACGAAGUCGCAAAUCUACCCGUCACUUUGCUUCGAGUAGCGCCACCUGCUCAAAGAGACACCGGAGAAUUGAGCACACAGCAAUCCAUAAGUGCCUGGCAAGAUUUUGUGGUGCUCGUGUUGAUUACCACGAUAUGCUACUUCUUCUUCUUCGAGCAGCUACUGACCGAGGAUAUGAAAACCGAAGCACUUAUGAUUUCUGCACCAUUUGCUUUCACUUUGGGUCUCACUUCGUCGAUUUUUGCUAUUGUUGUUGCACUGAAAGAGUAUGCAUGGACUUACGCAGCGCUUGAAUUCGCUCUUGUGGCCUUGGUUCUCCACAUUUUCUAUUCUUUGCUUCACUUUUCAGCAAUUUACGCCAUCCUGAUUGCGUCGUUCUUAGGGCUUGGAACGGCUGUGCUCCUCAACACUAUAUACACACGGUUUUGCUGCUGGCGGUCUCGAGACACCCAGCCCUCCGAGCCAGUGUGACAACAUCCAAGAGAAAUGAAGUCGGAGAAACACACUGUCUAUGUCCUUGUAGUGCUGCAUGAUGUGGCAGGAACGUCGCCUCAGCAGUAAAAGAACGAACCCAUCUGAGGACCACUGCAGAAGCUCACGUGCAUAUUGAGAAGCACGUCGGCCCACGCCUCCCUGUCGAGGCUCUAUCAAGGAGUCUGCAAGGUUGUGAAAAUUUGCAUUUUGGUGGUGCUGUGUAAACAGAUUCAAGAUAUAUUAUCUGCUAUUGUUAAGAUAUGAUAUACAUUUUUGUUCCUUUUAUAAGCAUCAUGUACUCUACUAUGUACUUCCAAAACACUUCAUCAAUUAUAAAUAGGAAAUUAGAAA